Molecule: messenger RNA, 2871 nt
Organism: Eriocheir sinensis (Chinese mitten crab)
Lineage: Eukaryota; Metazoa; Arthropoda; Malacostraca; Decapoda; Varunidae
Product: syntaxin-binding protein 5-like
Exons: 17
Coding region: 1-930 (309 amino acids)
Biological process (GO): regulation of exocytosis; regulation of protein secretion
Cellular component (GO): SNARE complex; cytoplasm; plasma membrane
Molecular function (GO): GTPase activator activity; syntaxin binding; myosin II binding
Source: RefSeq, a predicted model, not a curated record
AUGGCGCGGCCCGUUGUCAAACUACUACUACUACUACUACUACUACUACUAAUUCCAUUUCUACUACCAUUUCAUACCGUGCGACAUGGCUUCCCCUACCAGCCCACCGCCAUCGCUUUCGACCCCAUACAGAGGAUCCUGGCCGUCGGCACCAAGCAGGGCUCCAUAAGAAUCAUCGGUCGGCCCGGGGUGGACGUCCAUGUGAAGCACGAGGGCGACCCGGCGGUGGUGUGCCUGGCCUUCCUGAUCAACGAGGGCGGCCUGGUCAGCGCCACAGGGGAUGAUUCUUUGCACCUGUGGAAUAUACAGCAGAAGACACCGCAGAUUGUACACUCACUCAAGUUCCAGAGGGAGAGGAUCACCACGCUCCACCUGCCCUUCCAAAGUCGCUGGCUGUACCUUGGGACGGAGCGCGGCAACAUCCACAUUGUCAACAUUGAGAGCUUCACCCUCAGCGGCUACACCAUCAACUGGAACAAGGCUAUUGAGCUGUCUCGCAAGACCCAUCCUGGUGCUGUGGUCCAUCUAAGUGACUGCCCUGUGGAACCUGGGAAGCUCCUGAUUGGCUACGAGAGCGGUCAGCUUGUCUUGUGGGACUUCAAAGGGCGCACCGCUGAGGUUCGCUACCAUUCUGCCGAACCACUGAGGUCCCGCAAGAUCCAUCCUGGUGCUGUGGUCCAUCUAAGUGACUGCCCUGUGGAACCUGGGAAGCUCCUGAUUGGCUACGAGAGCGGUCAGCUUGUCUUGUGGGACUUCAAAGGGCGCACCGCUGAAGUUCGCUACCAUUCUGCCGAACCACUGAGGUCAGUCUCUUGGCACCACGAGGGGAAGCAGUUCAUGUGCUGCCACACGGAUGGUUCCCUCACCACCUGGACACUGAAGCAGAAUUCCAAUAGGCCUACAUCACAUGUCUUCCCUCAUGAGUGUUAGGAGUGUUGUCCGUGGCCAGGUCCAGGCACGAUGCUUCCACGUCUCCCCGCUGAUCUCUACGGCCCAGAAGGUGGCCAUGUCCCACCUGGACCCUGGCUCGGAGAUGCCCUACCCCAAGCUGCAGGCCAACUUAGAUAUCGUCCAACAAAGGUUCAGAGUGAGGGCAGUUCUUACCUCAAUGACCUCUCUCAGGUGUCUGCUACGGUGGUGAACCUCCUGCUCCAAACCCAGGAGCAGAGUGAGUCGGAGCUCCAGGACGCACAUGACCAGAUCUCAGACGCACACAGGCAGAUCAGCGCGUACAUGGCACAGCUGGAGGACGCACACAGGGAGCUGGAGGUGUACAAGGACCAGCUGCAGCGAGCGUCUUCCCAGAUCGAGGAGAUGAGGGAGAGAGGGAGGGAGGAGGAGGAGGAGGAGGAGGAGGAGGAGGAGAGGCGGAGGAAGGAGGCAACACUGAAGGAGGAGCAACUAGAAGGCAAAAUUAGAGCAAGAAUCGAGGAAGAGAGAUAGAGAGAAUCAAAGCAAGCUACGUCGAGCGAGAGAGGAGUGCUGUGGAGCAGGUGGAGCGAGCCGUUAGAGAGAGGUCAGCCUGAUAAAGAGGUAGAAAUUUUGGCCAAGGAGGUCCAGAAGUUGAUGCAGGAUUCUGAAGCGCCCGCCGAGGAUGACAAUUCCCGUGUUCUAAGGAGCGGGUCAACUCAUGACAGAGCUCCUCCUCCUCCUCCUCCUCCUCCUCCUUCUCUCCCGCAUGAUAACAAAGCUCCGGAAAACUUCGAAAGGAAGAACCAAAGGAAGGAAGGAAGACCAUCUCAGAAGACCCCAGAGUCAGCCCCUACAGUCCAUCAUAGUCCAAGAAAUAGCUGAAGGAAGUCCCAAGUCCAAGCGACCUUCCUUUCUUUCUGAUUCAAGUCGUCUGUACCUUCAGCGAGGGGGCAAGGCGACCAUGGACCUCUCCCUUCCCUUCCUUUUCUUUCCCUUCCCUUCCUUCCUUCCUUCCUUCCUUUCCUUUCCCUUCCCUUUCCUUCCUCUCCCUCCCUUCCUUCCCUUCCCUUCCCUUCCUGUCCCUUCCCUUCCCUUCCUGUCCCUUCCCCUCCCUGUCAUCAGCCACACAGUGUCUGCCAUCCAUGUCUUGCAGCAGGCCAGCCAUUCUGACUUGCUCUUCCUUCCAAGCAAGCAGUCACUCUCUCCUCAGCACAUGACCCAGAAGCUUCACUUGUCCUAUGCUUUUCAUCAAGUGCCUGGCUGUCUGCUGCUGCUCUUUGUCAUAGAGUUAAGUUGUCAUUAUCUUAGUUAGUUAGUUAGUUAGAGGUCCAGAUAAUUGUUGUAUGGGCAAGACUCCUGUCCCUCCCUCCCUUCCUCUCCACCUGUCCCCCAAGUUCCCAGUCUGUGGAGGUCCAGAUAAUUGUUGUAUGGGCAAGACUCCUGUCCCUCCCUCUCCUUCCCUCCCUUCCUCUCCACCUGUCCCCCAAGUUCCCAGUCUGUGGAGGUCCAGAUAAUUGUUGUAUGGGCAAGACUCCUGUCCCUCCCUCUCCUUCCUCUCCCUCUCCCCCAAGUUCCCAGUCUGUGGAGGUCCAGAUAAUUGUUGUAUGGGCAAGACUCCUGUCCCUCCCUCUCCUUCCCUCCCUUCCUCUCCCUCUCCCCCAAGUUCCCAGUCUGCAGAGGUCCAGAUAAAUGUUGUAAGGGCAAGACUCCUGUCCCUCCCUCUCCCUUCCUUUCCAGUCUUUCUCUCUUGUUCCAUUAUUUAUUUUCUCUCCCUCCCUCUUUCUUUGCUCUCUCCCUUCUUUCAUCUCCUCUCCCUUCAGCCGCAUUAUCGUCUUCCUUCUAAUCCAUAGCAUUUUCUCUCUCCCUUUUACAUCUGCUUUAUUUCCUUCUCUCUCUCUCUCUCUCUCUCUCUCUCUCUCUCUCUCUCUCUCUCUCUCUCUCUCUCUCUCUCUCUUCAAA